Chara braunii is the source of this 1261-nucleotide messenger RNA. The record is from the annotation of a GenBank genome assembly. NCBI's taxonomy places the organism in Eukaryota, Viridiplantae, Streptophyta, Charophyceae, Charales, Characeae.
ACUGUCCCAGCAUGAGAAACACCUGAUGGUUACAGCGUUGCUCGCCGUGUCGACACAUCUGCAGCACACAGCAGCAUUGCGGCGCAGUCCGGCGAGAAGAGCCGGGGUGAGGGAGGCCAUCGUCACACACGCCAUGGCGGAUUCGAAUUCGUGGGCCACGGUUUGGGAUGCGCCGUUCCUUAUGGCGAAUGCCAUUGUGUCGGGCGUCCUUCCUAGGGAGACGCCACGGUGGUGGAUUCGGAGGAGAACCGACGGAACAUGGCAAGAUCUCAUAAUUGAUGAUGACACCACAUACGACUAUUUCCAUGAGAAACUACGAAUGACGAGAGGGGCGUUCUACGACAUCGUUGCCACCUGCACUCCUUUUCUUCAACGGUCCCUCACUCAUUACCGCACUCCAUUGAUGUCGGAGCAGCUGGUGGCGUUCGCUCUGUACAGGUGGGCGAGCGGCGAGACGUUUGACAGUGCAACAUCGUCAUUUGGGAUGGGGCGGUCGAGUGGUAUCAAGGCGGUGAGGGACGUGACGAACGCUAUCUUGUCUGCAUAUGCGGACAAGAUAGCGAUGCCGACAGGUCGGCGGUUGCUGCAGGUUACACGAGCGUUUGCAGCAAAGGGAUUCCCAAACUGUUUUGGUUGCAUGGACUGCGGUCACGUGUACGUCGACACGCCAGCAAAUGAGCCAGCAGAAAACUAUUUCGAUCGAAAGCAGCAGUACUCUGUCAUUGCUCAAGUCGUCGUCGACCUCGACAUGCGUGUGUUGGAUGUUCACGUGGGGUAUCCGGGCAGCAUCCACGACGCCAUGGUUUUGAUCAAUUCGUCGUUGUACAGACGUGCAGAAGCUGACACUUUGUUCUUGGCGGAUGCGGUGGACCUGCCACACGGGGUGCGAACGAGGGGGUACGUCCUCGCGCACAACGGCUAUGGACCCUUGCCCUGGCUUGUAGUGCCUCAGCUUACGGUGAAGUAGAGCAACCUCCCGAUGAGGCGCAUUUCGACACGUGUCACAAGUGAUCAUGGAAUGUUGUCGAACAAGCAUUUGGGAGACUGAAGGGGAUGUGGCGGCUGGUUUUGGGCCACCACAAGACGAACAUGGAGAAUCUGCCCCAGCAAUUCAUCAUCGUUUGUAUUUUGCACAACUUGUUGAUCGAGGGGGUCACUAGUUUAGGGGUGGACUGUACUUAGAGCCACCCGCUGUCUUUUAGGAAUCGUGCAAGUCAAUCCUUUCGUUUGCCAGCGAAAGUAAUCAAUGUUUGCACGUUGA